UUUUUCUCUGAGACAAGAUUCUAAGAGAUUCUCUUUGAAUCAAUUCCAGAUAGAGGACUAAUCUCCUGAAAAACAGCCCAGAAUGGCCACAUCCCUGGAACCUGAGGAACAAAAAGAACUUCUAAUAGUUAAGGCAGAAGACCAUUACAGGGGACAGGACUCCAUCUCACAAAAGUACAGCCCUCCCAGAAGGGAACUCUUUAGGCAGCACUUCAGGAAGCUCUGCUAUCAGGAUGCACCUGGACCCCGUGAAGCGCUUUCCCAGCUCUGGGAGCUUUGCCGCCAGUGGCUGAGGCCAGAAUGCCACACAAAAGAGCAGAUUUUAGACCUGCUGGUGCUCGAACAGUUCCUGAGCAUUCUCCCUAGGGACCUGCAAGCAUGGGUGCAGGCACACCAUCCAGAGACUGGAGAGGAGGCAGUGACUAUGCUGGAGGAUCUGGAGAGAGAACUUGAACCUCGAAAGCAGGUCCCAACAAAUUCAGAAAGACAGGACACACUUAUGGACAAGUUGGCCCCCUUGAGAAGUCCACAUGAGUCACUGACUAUCCAGCUCUAUCCCAAGAAGACUCAGCAGGAGCAGGAAUCUGGGGAGCCCCAAAGGAAUGGUGAUAAAACCAAGACUAAGAAUGAAGAGUCGUCCCAGAAGGAAGACAUGGAAUUCCUUGGGAAAAUAAACGACAGACUUACCAAAGAUAUUCCUCAGUAUCCUGAACCUAAAGAUGCUAUUGAAAGUGAGGGCAGAUUCAAGUGGCAACAGAGGGAAAGAAGAUGCUAUAAAUGUGAUGACUGUGGAAAAAAUUUCAGUCAUAGCUCAGACCUUAGUAAACACAGGAGAACUCACACUAGAGAGAAGCCCUAUAAAUGUGAUGAAUGUGGGAAAGCCUUCAUUCAACGCUCACAUCUCAUUGGACAUCAUAGAGUACACACUGGAGUGAAACCCUAUAAAUGUAAAGAAUGUGGGAAAGAUUUCAGUGGGCGCACGGGUCUCAUUCAACAUCAGAGAAUCCACACAGGUGAAAAACCCUAUGAAUGUGAUGAGUGUGGGAGGCCCUUCCGUGUAAGUUCAGCCCUUAUUAGACAUCAAAGAAUUCAUACAGCAAAUAAGCUCUACUAAUAUGGUGGAAGUAACAAAAGUUCUUUAGACAUGCAGGCUUAAUUAGUUAUCAGAGAAAUCUACCUUUGAGACCUGGAGUAUCCUGAAUGUAGGCAAAGCUUCAGUCAUUAAAAAUUUCUCUGGCACCAGAGAAUCUACCUGAGUAAAAUUUCCUUGUAUUCCUAAA
Hippopotamus amphibius kiboko is the source of this 1280-nucleotide messenger RNA. RefSeq names its product zinc finger and SCAN domain containing 16 (gene ZSCAN16). NCBI's taxonomy places the organism in Eukaryota, Metazoa, Chordata, Mammalia, Artiodactyla, Hippopotamidae. The transcript has 3 exons. The record is from RefSeq and is a predicted model, not a curated record. The coding region runs from base 83 to 1114 and encodes 343 amino acids.